GUAUGGAAGCAGGUCAUGUGAUCAGAGGAUUAGUGAGAGGACAGCAGCGCUCAUGUACGGUCUGUGUGGAUGCUGUUGGGCUCUGAGGCCCCGCUACAAACGACUGGUCGACAACAUCUUCCCUGAAAACCCAGAGGAGGGUCUGGUGAAGGUGAACAUGGAGAAGUUGACGUUCUUCGCUCUGUCAGCUCCAGAGAAACUCGACCGAAUUGCUGCCUAUCUGAGUGAGAGACUGACCAGAGACCUGCACCGCCACCGAUACGGGUACGUGGUAAUCGCAGUAGAGGCUCUGGAGCAGCUCCUCUCGGCCUGUCACUGUCAGAGCAUCAACCUUUUAGUGGAGAGUUUUCUGAGCACGCUCCGUCUGCUGCUAGAGACAGAACGCCCCCACCUGCACAUGCUGGCUACUGAUGCUUUUGUGAAGUUUGCAAACAUCGAGGAGGACACUCCGUCGUACCAUCGCAGCUAUGACUUCUUUGUGUCCCGAUUCAGCCAAAUGUGUCACUGCCAGCAUCAAGACCUGGAGACACAGAACAAGAUCCGUGUGUCUGGUAUCAGAGGACUUCAGGGCGUGGUGAGGAAGACUGUGGACUGUGAGCUUCAUGUCAACAUCUGGGAGCCUCCUCACAUGGAGCAGAUCAUCCCCGCUCUGCUGGUUAACCUACAGCACAGUGGGUUUCCGGCUGAACAGACUGAAGUGUGUUUCAGAGAACUGUUAGGACGAGCGGCGUACGGACACAUCGCCAACACCAUUCGCCCUGUACUUAUGCACCUGGACAAUCACAGUCUGUGGGAAGGACGAGGCUUUGCUGUGCGAUGUUUUCAAAUCAUCAUGUACUCCAUACAGUCUCAGCACUCUCACCUGGUGGUGCAGCAGCUCCUGGGUCAUCUUGAUGCUAACAGUCGCUCUUCAGCUUCGAUCAGAGCCGGAAUCAUGGAGGUUCUGUCUGAGGCAGCGGUCAUAGGGGCCGCCGGGUCUAUAGGCCCCACAGUGUUAGAGGUCUUUAACACUCUUCUUCGGCAGCUGAGGCAGAGCGUGGACUAUGAGCUCACCGGUUUCUAUGACAACGCCGGCAAACACAAAACCAGCUCUGUGGAGGAGAGGACCCUCCAGGAUGCCGUCAUACGAACCAUUGGCUCGUUUGCCCACACGCUGCCCAUCUACCAGAGGUCAGAGGUCAUGCUCUUCAUCAUGGGAAAGAUCCCAGUGCCAGGGAUCUACCCAGACCUUGGCGCUCCUAAUGCUGGGUUUGAAGGAAGUCGUAUGAUCCAAGUGAUGCUCCUCAAGUCUCUGCUGCAGGUAUCAUGUCACUGUGAGAGUGCUAACCUCCUCACCGCUCUGCCCUGCUCGUUCUUGGAGCCGCUGCUUUGCUUCACUCUGAUGGAUGACCCUGAGAUCAGGCUCCUGGUGCUGUCCAUCCUCACAUCACUCAUAGACCGAAGACACAACAGAGACACACUACAGACCAGUGUCGAGAUUGACAUCUCGGUUUUGGAGCUGAGGGAGGAACACUGCUCCCGACAGGACAUUCUCUUCAUGAGGAAGAAUGCUCCGAGUUUGUACCGACAUGUUUUCCUGGCAUUUAAAGAGGAGAGCAAUGGGCGGGACCAUUACCACGCCCUCUUUAUCCUAUUGGCUGUUGUCCUCCUGGAAUUGGCCAAUGAGGAGGUGGUGGUGGACCUCAUACGAUUGGUCUUCGCUCUGCAGGAGCUGGCCAUGUCCAAUCAGGAGGGGUUAUCUGUGUUUAAUCGCUGCGGUAUCCAGGCGGUUUGUGCAGCGUUCCUCAGUCUGCUCUGUCAACUCGGUCCUCCUCCAAAUCUGAAGACAUACAUCACACAGGUGGUGGAGAGCUGCAGGACAAAGGCACCAUACCUGCUGCCAGAGUUCGUGUUCUCUGACUCCCCGGGUCUUCCAGAGGGUGAGUUGGAAGUGGAAACAUGCUGUCUCUUCGAUCAAUCAGGAAUCUCUGAGGCACUAACAGGAAGUAGCUACGGUGCUCACAGCGACAGAUUGAACUCGCCCUACAUCCCUCAGCUCUCAGAUGAAGACCGCCUCUCGAGGAGGAAGAGUGUGGGUGACGUCAUCUCUCUGCAAAUGGACCUAAACCCAGAGACCAGACAGGUCUCACUACAGAAACCUCAGACAGAGCAGAUCACUUUUGAGACUCUGAAGAACGCCAUCGAGGAUGCUGGGGGCGCAGAGGAGGAGCAGAAGAGGAGGAGAGAGGUCACUGAGAGGUUCCAGACUGCACCCUUUGAGGAGAUCGCUGCUCUCUGCGGGUCAAAGAGGCUGCUCCAGUCCGGCCUACAGCACGUGUUUGAGCUGAUCAUCAGACCUCCUCCAUCGCCAUCUGGGCCCUCUGCUCCAAAGUCCACCCCAGUCUAUGACAUCCAGUACCCUGACCUGUGUGUGUACUGAACCAGGACUAAAACAGGACUAAAACAUGACUAAAG
This is a messenger RNA of Periophthalmus magnuspinnatus, 2454 nucleotides long. Its product is annotated as protein EFR3 homolog B-like. The record is from RefSeq and is a predicted model, not a curated record. The coding region runs from base 53 to 2419 and encodes 788 amino acids. The transcript is spliced from 22 exons. Gene Ontology annotation, cellular component: plasma membrane. Lineage: Eukaryota; Metazoa; Chordata; Actinopteri; Gobiiformes; Gobiidae. Gene Ontology annotation, biological process: protein localization to plasma membrane.